AUGAAUCAAAGUCACUUAAAACGAUUAUCUUUCGUUGCCUUCCAAAACCAUUCAAAGAAAUUCUUUCGAUAUAACAGUUCUAUUCAAAACGAGAGAUAUACCCAAAUUAAGCAUUUGAAAGACCUUGAAAGUCACGGUUAUACCCGCCAACAAGCGGAAGCUCUACUUGAAAUUAUCCUAGAAAAUACUAAGAAUACAGUAACCAAACACGAACUUAAUGUAGUUAAAAAUACUCUCGUCGACAAAAUCGACGACCUCAAAAAACAGGUCAGGAAUGAAGUAGGAAUGAUUAGGAAUGAAGUAGGAAUGAUUAGGAAUGAAGUAGGAAUGAUUAGGAAUGAAGUAGGAAUGAUUAGGGAUGAAGUAGGAAUAAUUAGGGAUGAAGUAGGAAAAGUUAGGGAUGAAGUAAAUAAGGUUAGGGAUGAAGUAGGAAAGAUCAAGGAUUUCAUACUUCGUUCAGUUUUCGGAACGGCUGGAAUAGUUCUAAGUACCUCAGGCAUUAUCCUUGCAUAUUUAAGAUUUUUUGAAAAAGUUUAA
Messenger RNA from Funneliformis mosseae, 537 nucleotides. Lineage: Eukaryota; Fungi; Glomeromycota; Glomeromycetes; Glomerales; Glomeraceae. The record is from the annotation of a GenBank genome assembly.